This is a messenger RNA of Kogia breviceps (pygmy sperm whale), 758 nucleotides long. It is a transcript of the gene C12H12orf71, whose product is annotated as chromosome 12 C12orf71 homolog. Gene Ontology annotation, molecular function: nucleic acid binding. NCBI's taxonomy places the organism in Eukaryota, Metazoa, Chordata, Mammalia, Artiodactyla, Physeteridae. The record is from RefSeq and is a predicted model, not a curated record.
AUAGAAAAAGGAAUGCAUAACGUUAUUGCGUAAGUACCAUUAUUACCUUCUUCUUUUCCCCAAUCCCACUUAUUUUUUUCUUUCUUUUGAAGACCCCUGGGAUGAGGGAGACCUGAGAUUCGCGCCUUGGAACUCCAUGGUGCACUCAUUGCCCAGCAGCUCUGAAUCAUACCUGAGUCUCUCUGUAGGCUAUUUCCCCUGUGAGGACAACUUUUCCUAUGAGAACAUUAUCUCCUGUGAAGACACAUCUCCUGAAGGUCCUUCAAUCCACUUUGUCCCUCCUACCCAAGGGACACGGCGGACUGAAAACACAGGGAGACUCCUGGGGAAACGAGACCAAACACAGGACGACCCAGAGCAGUUGUGCAAACUAAGCAUCACCCUGGCCUGGGAGGUUGACAUGGCUCUAAGUGGAGACAACCACUUAGAUGGUUGGAGAGACAAGAAUCCCAAAGAGAAGACACAACUGACUCGCAGCAAACUGGAUGGUCUUGUGCAAAAGCUUGAGAAGUUUCUAGAGAACCAGGAAGAUGAUGAAGAGGGGGACUCUGUGCUCCAUGAAUCUGCUCGGGAGGGAGACUCUCAGCUGCCUAGCAGCUCCCCGCCAGGUACGGCUCAGGUUAGUCAUUAAGGACAUGAGAGCCAUCAAGGCUUGGCCAAGUUCAACCCAUCAGAAAAUGAAGAUAUCAUCCAGUUUCCACAGAUUCCUCCAAGGCUUCAGAAACAUGAGCUUGCUGAAGUGAGCACAGAGGUGCCUC